AUGCCUCCCAAGCCUCCCGGCGACGCUUCCGCUCGACGCAAAUCGAAAAGUAGCAUGAUCGCAACGCUGAAGCUGUCGCCCAAGCUUCUCUCCACAUUUGCCCCAGCUGCCCCGGUCAAGGAAGAAGAGAAGGUGGAUAAAGAGACGUUGCCUCCAAAGGAAUCGGUGUCGACCGUAUCGGAUCCCCCUCCUGUUGCGACGGGCUCAGACGAGAAGGCCCCUGACUCUGCUACGCCGGCUGCUGCUACCCCUGUGCCCUCAUCCUCAGCGAUGCCUCCACCAACAGAGGUGCUCAAGAAGAAGGGGGUGAAGAGAGCUGGUCCUGCAUUGGGCCCUGAUGGACUUCCUAAGCCUCGAGGCAAGCCAGGCCCCAAGAAGAAGGCAAGAUUGGAGGAUGGCUCGAUCGAUCACUCGGGUACCGCCCCUCGAGCACCAAAUGGAACUGCAGCCCACAAACUCGGGCCAAAGGCAAACCAAGGAGCCAUCAAUGCUGGUCUUCGUGCUCUGGACCGCUCAGGCAAGCCGUGUCGCAAGUGGCAAAAGGGCGCAUUCAAGCUGAAGAGCUUCACGGGUGUCGUCUGGGAGAUCCCUCGAUGGACAGCUCCACCGAAGGUCACGGUCCCGCUUACAACGGAGAGCUCGAUCUCUGGAGACAGCAGCAAGGAAAACAAGGAGAAUAGCCAACAGGAGAGUGGAAACAGCGAGAAGAGCAAUGAUGUCGACAUGAAGGGUAGCAUGAGCAACCUCGUCUCAUCGCCCGCUCCCUCACUUCCAGCACUACCCCCAGCUCCGGUUCGAACAACACCCGCCGUCGAGGCUUAA
This is a messenger RNA of Drepanopeziza brunnea f. sp. 'multigermtubi' MB_m1, 822 nucleotides long. RefSeq lists its product as uncharacterized. Gene Ontology annotation, biological process: chromatin remodeling. The record is from RefSeq and is a predicted model, not a curated record. NCBI's taxonomy places the organism in Eukaryota, Fungi, Ascomycota, Leotiomycetes, Helotiales, Drepanopezizaceae. Gene Ontology annotation, cellular component: Ino80 complex.